Molecule: messenger RNA, 4483 nt
Organism: Lates calcarifer (barramundi perch)
Lineage: Eukaryota; Metazoa; Chordata; Actinopteri; Centropomidae
Gene: dmbx1a
Product: diencephalon/mesencephalon homeobox 1a
Exons: 4
Coding region: 1407-2624 (405 amino acids)
Biological process (GO): regulation of transcription by RNA polymerase II
Molecular function (GO): RNA polymerase II transcription regulatory region sequence-specific DNA binding; DNA-binding transcription factor activity, RNA polymerase II-specific
Source: RefSeq, a predicted model, not a curated record
UUCAUCGUUACAACAAUUAUUAAGUCAUAAUCAGGAUGCCAUCCGACGAUGAUGUUACGUAAAAUAAUCAAAUUCACAUAAAAUAUGUUUCAAAUUAUAACUAAUAUCCUGUCUGAAUCCAGAGCAUGGAGCAAUUGAAACCGUUCAAAAAUAUAUCUGGAAUUCCAUCAAAUAUUACUUAACAACAAAUGUUGAUUUGUUGUUGAAUUAAUUUGUUGACAUUUACAGUUUAAGUCACUGAAAUAGUUUUCAUUAAGUAAACCAAUAAAACAAACGAUAAAAUGAUAAAAUGACAACAUUAAAGUUCUGUCGAAAAUAUUUUACAAGUUAUCUGCUAAAGUCCAAGAACUUACCCACCGGUUCCCUGGAUACUGUACCUGUCAUACAGCAGAAAGAUUUAUAUCUUUUCCCUGUGGUCUCUCUGUAAUAGUUAUAAUAACUGUUUGGGCCUCGGAGAUAUCCCCUCCUGCCACUCUCCUCCGUGCUAAUACAUAUCUAAUCGUGUCCUCAAGCGUUCCAUCUAUGAAAAUCUCGGCCGUGAAGGAGAACUACAAAAUAGAGUUUUGGAAAUUGCUGCCUUUAAAAAAGACUCUGACAUGGAUGUUACCUUCAAUAAAUUAAUGUCUUCGAAACAGUGUAAAAGCUAUAAAUAUUUAGGGAUCUUUAAUAUUUAUAAAUAACAAAAGAUGCUCAAAAUAAAUCGCAAUUGCUUUUAAAUGUUGUUAUUAAAUGAUUUUUAAGAUGAAAAGACAGUCACUAUAAUUGAACAGCAAUGAAAAUAGCAUUUCCUUAAUCAUAGCCCAUUAAAAAAUAAUCCUGGUAUCCGGUUGCAGGUUUUGCCACCGAGACCCGGAACAAAUCUCCUUAUAUCAUUUUCCAACACAUUUCAUCAAAGCCUUGAUCUGUCAAAAGCAACGUUUUCAAUGGGGAUUUAGCUUCUCCGGGAUCACAGAGACGUGAAUAAAUUCAUGAAUAAGGCAUCCGUUUCGGUUCAUUAUGGGAACGACUGAUAAUUACCCCAAUUAAAAGUCUUUUGUAUAAUUAAUGGAAUGAACAGAGUGGUAAUUGGAUGUUAAUGGAUAACACUUUUGUCUGAGUGUGCACAUUAAAAUCUGUUGGCCCUUGAGCGUGUGGACCUGCUGUCAUUAACACAGAGAAAAAACCUCGUGUGUGUCACAUCACACCAUCACCUAUAAAUAGACGUUUUGCAGUGUGUUCCUCAUAUCUUAUCAAAACGAGGGGUGGGCUGGAGAUGACAUGUUCAAAGGGUGUCCAUCAUCAGUACCCACGCGCCCUUAAAGUCAAAAGUGUCCUUGAAUAAAAACGCUGAACCCCCUGCCUCCUCAUAUCUGUAAAUCACAACCGUCCUCUCUUCUCCUCCGUUCCGCAGGUAGCGACCUCUCACCAUGCAGCACUACGGGGUGAACGGCUACUCUCUGCACGCCAUGAACUCCCUCAGCGCCAUGUACAACCUGCACCAGCAGGCCGCGCAACAGGCACAGCACGCGCCCGACUACCGCCCAUCCGUGCACGCGCUUACACUGGCCGAGAGACUAGCCGGCUGUGCAUUUCAAGACAUCAUCCUGGAGGCUCGCUACGGCUCUCAGCACCGCAAACAGCGCCGGAGCCGCACGGCCUUCACUGCGCAGCAGCUGGAAGCGCUGGAGAAGACUUUCCAGAAGACCCACUACCCGGAUGUGGUGAUGAGGGAGCGGCUGGCCAUGUGCACCAACCUGCCCGAGGCCAGAGUGCAGGUUUGGUUCAAGAACCGCAGAGCCAAGUUCCGCAAGAAGCAACGCAGCCUCCAGAAGGAGCAGCUGCAAAAGCAGAAGGAGGCGUCAGGGGAAGGAGGGAGCGAGAAGGAGGACGCACCUCCCUCAGCCACCAUCCUUCCUGACACCCAGCUGCCUCCUUCAUCCUCCUCCUCCUCUUCAUCUUCUCUGGAGACAGAAGGUCCGGUGGUCCGUCCCGUACCGCUGGACAUGGAGCUGAACGUCACGUCGGCAGAACAUUCAGGCAGCGAGUCGGCGACGGAGGAUAACGCCACAGAUAAGGAGGAUGAGAGUAAAUCUCAAAGAGAGGAGAUAAAGUGUGAGAGAGCAGUGACACCUGGGGACGUCUCCCCCUGCAAGAGACUCAGCCCUAAACCAGAUCACAACUUAACUCCCUCUUCUCUCUGUCCAGACUCUCCCCUGGUCUCUCCGUCCGUGACCCCCUCCUCCUCCAGCAGCGGCCUGGCUAGCAGCGGUCCUCUCUCCCAGAGCCACUCUUACUCCUCAUCCCCUCUCAGCCUGUUUCGUCUGCAGGAGCAGUUCCGCCAGCACAUGGCUGCCACCAACAACCUGGUGCACUACCCCGCCUUUGACCUCGCUGCCCCGUCUUCACUCCCCUACCUGGGAAUGAAUGUUAACAUGCCCCCCGCGCCGCUGGGCUCUCUGCCCUGCCAGUCCUACUACCAGUCCCUGUCCCACCACGCCCAGCAGGUGUGGAACAGCCCGCUGCUUCAGGCGUCAGCUGCGGGCGGCCUCACCAGCCACAACAGCAAGACCACCAGCAUCGAAAACCUGCGUCUGAGGGCCAAACAGCACGCCGCGUCGCUGGGACUGGACACAAUGUCUAACUGAGAAUCAGACUGUAUCGAGGAUGGUGUAAACCAGGCCACAGCCUCCACGGCCUACACAUCACCCCAUCCUACUGCGUGUCUGUGUGACUGUGAUAGGUCUUUAGGAGCUGUAUACUGACCCCAACUUGAGUAGAUGGGUGCGGGACAUGCAGAGAUGUCCAAAAAUAAAACAUGCCAACAUGCACUGGACCUACAGAACUCCAUACAACAGCUUUUUAAGACAAACCACCCCUCUGUCUUCUUUAAUUCUUCUUAGCUUCUGUUGCAGCUCAAGGUCCCAAAGUACAUCCUUGAGGAAAAGAAAACCCAUUACAUGCUGAACAUUGCUAGAAAAAGAUGCAGCAGAUCAAGUGAAUGUCUCAACUCAAAGAACAACAAACAUAUUCCUGACUCAUGUGAUGACGUUUCCAACAGACAUGUAAAGUUGGAUCUUCUUAAUAUCUGAAAUAGUUCAAAAGAAUCACUACAGAUGAUGUGAAAAACUGAUGAUGGAUGCACUCAGUUUAAAAGACAAUGCAAACAAUGUUUACAAGAAUAAUGUGAAUAAAUGAGGCACUUUUGGAGGAAUUAGGCUCGUUGGCCAGGAGGGAAAAAAAGGUAUCGCUCAUGCAGCAGAGAGACCAUUGACAUUUCAAUUAAGAAACGUAGUUAUGUACAUAGCAUGUACUACAUAACAGCACAUAAAUAAAAAUAAACCCAAGCCAUGUUGUCCUCAACAGCAUAAUUAAAAGUGACUAAUUUACCAGUUUAAUGGCCAGUAAUAUGCCACUUUGUACAGAGGCUGGCUUGAUAAUGAGAAAAUGAUUUCAGUGACUAAAUUCUCAAAGCUUUUAAUUACAUUUUGCCCUGGGCUGAGGGAGCUGGGGCAAAUGCAAUUAUGAACAUGCAUACCAUUUAAAGCAGCCUUUAUAAAUUCAAAAGGUCUGUACAUUAAUGGUCAAUUAAGGUAGCAACAUGACUGACAUCACUUUACAAUGAAUUGGAAAUCAAUUUCCACUGAAUACAAAAUGAUAUGUUAUACAAAUUUGGACUAUUGGAUGAACACUGUCUUGACUCAGAUUUUCUCAGCAGUUAUUCUUGCCUUAAUAUUCUCUUGAGGAAACAUGCAGCUUUUCAUUGAGGGUCAGGCUGACUGUUAGCACUUGGUGAGGAGAAUCACACACAUCUCUGAUGUUUUUUUGUUUCACGUGUUCUGGCAAGUAAAGUCUUCAUAUGAAAAAAAAAGCACAUUAUUUUAAUAUGUAAAAUACAAAAAAGUUUAUCUAUUAAUGUUUACUGGUAGGGUAAUUGUAAAGUUCCUAUUAUGUUGUAUAAUUGAUAAUGGACUCUUGUCUCAGAUAAAAUUCCUUUAGCUGUCAGAUUGUAAGAUUGUAUUUGCUGAGCUCACCGGCAGCCCCGUCUACCCCUCCUCUCUUGGUUGUCUGUGUACGGAUCCUGGGUUGAAUUAAUAUUUUAAAUGUGUUCAGUUUCCUCUCUGGGAUUGACUUAAAAGAAGCAGUGGAACAAAUUUGGAUUGUUGGGAAACUGCCACCUUCUGUACUUUGCGAUCGACCCAGACAGAAAAGCCUGAAGUCAAAGGAAGGUGAAAAGAUUUCGGUGAAUAAUUGACCUGAGUCCUCUGUGUACUGCUGUCUUGACUCUAUUUGAGUUCUGUUGUUGCUCUUAUUCUAAUGCUGUUCCCCCGACUGUCUCUGUCAAAACUACUUGGUCCAGUGGUAGAUAGAUUUAUAACGGUGGAGGAGGAAAGUGAUCGGACCAUCUGCAGUGUUGUUUCCUUUACUCCUCCCUAACAAUGUAGACUUGAACUAGUGUUGUUGUAAAAUAAUCAUCAAAUAAAAACAUUGCUUGGAGAUCUUUAUA